Molecule: messenger RNA, 2909 nt
Organism: Anopheles coluzzii
Lineage: Eukaryota; Metazoa; Arthropoda; Insecta; Diptera; Culicidae
Product: facilitated trehalose transporter Tret1-like
Exons: 6
Coding region: 1092-2537 (481 amino acids)
Biological process (GO): transmembrane transport; carbohydrate transport
Cellular component (GO): membrane
Molecular function (GO): sugar transmembrane transporter activity
Source: RefSeq, a predicted model, not a curated record
AAUGACCUAACCUUCGUUGGAUGGAAGAUGUGGAGUGGAGCAUCGGGGAACAAGGGAGCAUCCGUUCUACGUGCACGUGUCCUUGACCAGACAAACGUAUUCCUUCGGUAAGGGGGUUUGUAAGGGACUAACACACACACACACACAAACACCGGUCAAUGUACAAUCAAACUUCCGCAAGUGCCGGUGGACCUAACAAGUGGACAACAAGUGAAAUCUGCGUCAUGUACCUCGCAUCCCUUCUCUCGAUGCCUUUCACUUAAUCUCAUUUGCGUAUCUUCGUAUCCCUGCGUCAAUAGGCAGCUGGUGUUGCGUAGCCCGAGCACAGAAGGGCCAAUGGCCGUGCGUAGGGCCGUGUCGCCCAUGCCGCGGGACGGUUACAUCGCGCCCUAACCUUCUCCACCCUCUCCGGAGUUCAGUGGUCGGGAGAUAAACAUCUCGUCACAUCAGCUGCCACCUUGCCCUGUCUGUCCCUUAAGGGAUCAUCGUCAGCGCUAUCAGAGCAACACACUCAACACACAGUGGGGCGAAGUGUGCGCAAAGCUAAAGCGGGGAGGGGGUUAGCAGCACGCGACAAACACAAGCCACUGCGCCAACAAUCGGAAGUCAUACUCUUGCGCCCGACUUCUAACGCGUACACACACAGGCACACACACACACGUUCUGGGGCGGCGCUCGCUCCGAGAAGCGUAGUCACUGGACGCGCCGCUACAAAUCGCAUUCGCCGCCGAUCCUCCAAACGAGCAACAGGUGCCGUGUUUUCUGCUGCUGCUGCUGCCGUGUGUGUUUUUGUUGUUGUUGUUGUUGCACGUGCCGCGUGAUUCUUGCCACCGUUCUGAUCUUCCCCCGAUAGUGGCCGCUCGUUCAUCUGGGGGGCUCGUGUUUCGUGGAGUACACUAAAAAAAAGGGCACACAACACAACACUGCAACAGGCGCAGAGGCAGGCGCGAAUCGCUUUAAAGAAAAAGGCACGUGUCCGUGCGUGUUUAGGAGGAAGUGUGUUUGAUCGCGGAUAGCGAAAAGUGUGUUGCGGUCCCGCGGUGCUGUGUUAAAGUGUCCCUCUCUCGCUCUCGCUCUCGCUCUCUACAGCCAUGACGGCCCAAAAGCAUGGCAGCGGCAGUUCCGGAACGAUUAAGCCGGACCGGAAGAUAGUGAAGCUUUAUUUGGCCGCGAUCGGAGCCAACAUCAUCUCGCUGUCGCUGGGCACGGCGAUCGGCUGGCUGUCCCCGUUCCUGCCGCUGCUGAUCUCCCCCGACUCGCCGCUCGACCAGGGCCCGGUGACGGACGUGCAGGCGACCUGGAUCGCCUCCCUGCUGUGCAUCGGCGCAUUCGGCGGAACGCUUCUGUUCGGCUGGAGUGCGGAAAAGUUUGGCCGCAAGGCGUCACUGCUGGCGACAGCCGUCCCCCUGAUCUGCUUCUGGGGCUGCGUUGCGUUCGGGACAACGGUGGAGGUACUGUACAUCGCCCGACUACUGGCCGGGCUCGGUGCAGCCGGCGUCUUUCUGCUGGUGCCGAUGUACAUUACCGAAAUUGCUGAGGACAGGAUACGCGGCACGCUCGGCUCGUUCUUCAUCCUGUUCCUCAACAUCGGCACGCUGGUGUCGUUCGUGAUGGGCAGCUACCUGUCCUACCACACGACCGCCUACAUACUGUUCACGCUGCCGAUCGUCUUUCUCGCCCUGUUUCUCCAAUUUCCCGAAACGCCCCAGUACCUGAUCCGCCGGAACCGCGUCCGCGAUGCGGAAAGUUCGCUCAAGUAUCUGCGCGGCUACACCUCCACCCCCGACCAUCUGGAGAUGUUGCGCUCCGAGAUGGAUGGACUGCUGGUGCAAGUGUCGGGCGAAAAGGACAGCACCGAGCAGAACAGCAGAAUCUCCCUGGCCGACUUUGCUCCCCCGUCGGCGAGGAAGGCGCUGCUGAUUGGACUGGUGCUUGUGUCGCUCAACCAGCUGUCCGGCUGCUUCGCCCUGAUCAACUACACCGCCCAGAUCUUUGCCGACGCCGGGUCCGAUCUCGAUCCCAACAUGGCCGCCAUCGUGGUGGGUGCGAUACAGAUCAUCGGCUCGUACGGUUCCACCAUCAUUGUGGAUCGCUGCCCGCGAAAGCAUUUGUACAUCGUGUCGAGCUUCUUCGCCGCGAUCGGUCUGUUCGCGAUGGGGACGCACGGCUACCUGAAGAGCCAGCACGUGGACGUGAGCGCAAUCAACUGGAUACCGGUCGCGAGCCUUUCGUUCGUGAUUUUCAUCGCCUCGGUCGGCCUGCUGCCACUGACGUUUGUCAUCCUGUCGGAGAUUCUACCCCCGAAGGUUCGUGGUCUUGGUGGCUCGAUCUGUACGGCGUUUCUGUGGAUGAUUAGCUUCCUGGUGGUGAAGUACUUCCCGGUGAUGGUGGAGCUGAUCGGACUGCAUGGCUGCAUGUGGGUGUUCAGUGCGGUUUGCCUCUCGGCCGGUCUGUUCAACGCGAUCUUCAUACCGGAAACGCGCGGCCGCAGCAUAGAACAGAUCAUACACGCGAUGGAGAACAACAUUAAGAGCUAAUCGAAAGGGGAGAUACUAUUACGGGGCAGAGGGGAGAUAUUCAAUUCGAAAGGUGAUCGUGGUGAUCACCGAAUCUUGUACAAAGUACUUUUAGCGUUAGCGUUCCCUUGUGCCCCCUUAAUCUCCCGUUCCAAAGGUUAUUUUAUUUAUAAAAAGUGUCACCACUUUUGCUUGUACAUAUUUAUCUACCAUUUAAUGCAUUUGUUAGUCGAGCACGCUUCACACAACCCACAUGUGCAGCACAAGGCAAGGAGAAGAAAAGACACGCAGAAGUAUUGUCCGUCCCCGGUCGGGAGGAUGAAGCGCCGGUUUUAUUAAAAUAAUAAUAAUAAUAAUAAUAAUAAAAGCCCCCCCGUCAUCGAUCAAUCGCAA